This is a messenger RNA of Daldinia loculata, 777 nucleotides long. RefSeq lists its product as uncharacterized. The record is from RefSeq and is a predicted model, not a curated record. NCBI's taxonomy places the organism in Eukaryota, Fungi, Ascomycota, Sordariomycetes, Xylariales, Hypoxylaceae. The transcript is spliced from 3 exons. Bases 224 to 679 code for a protein of 151 amino acids.
UCGAAGGCUGCGCACGGACGAACUUCCUUCUCAAGGAAUUCGUCCAUUUUCGGAAAUCGAGAUGAGCCAGACAAUAUCCCUCGUAAACUCGGGCAAAAUCAUAUAAAAUCUUAAAAGCUCAUAAUUGGUCGGAUAUACAUACAUAGCUCUCGCCUCACGUUACCUUAAGUACAUACCUACCUCAGACACUUUUACGCAGAGAAAAGAAUACCCCCAAUUCAAGAUGUCGGCAAGACUGCUCACACGAACACGAACCUUCAUGCCGCGCCAUGCCCUCGGCGCCGGCAUCGUCGGGCUCUCCCUUGGAACGAGUAUGGCGACGUUCAGACAGCCGAAGCUCAGGAUGGAUGCGAGAGAUACCCCGCGGCCGAUGAGCAGUAGUCCUCCUACGAAAGAGAGGUUAGAUCCCGACCUCUUGAAGCAGCUUUCUGGCGGGAGCAUUGCAGGGUUUAUUUCAGGACUCCUUAUCAGUAUUUUCUCGCGGACGUUGGUGUUACUUAUAGGUCUCACCGCGGUGGUCGUUCAGGUGGCUUCGAGAUAUGGUCUUGACUUAGUAAAACAGCUAAAGUUAAAGCAACGGUUGGGUAAUUCACGCAUAUUAAACGCCUUGGAGAAGAAUCCAGCAUUUAAUUUAUCUUUCGGGCUAUUCUUCGCAAUGUCUGCUUUUAUGCAAUUCUAGCUGUUCGUAUACCUUAGGCAUCUAGGUAGAUAGCAAUGGACAUAUAGAAUCAGAGGGGGAAGUCAGCCUCCAUUUCAGAAAGGUUGCGUUUCCCUCUU